Molecule: messenger RNA, 609 nt
Organism: Podospora pseudocomata
Lineage: Eukaryota; Fungi; Ascomycota; Sordariomycetes; Sordariales; Podosporaceae
Exons: 1
Coding region: 1-609 (202 amino acids)
Biological process (GO): negative regulation of protein kinase activity
Cellular component (GO): nucleolus
Molecular function (GO): protein kinase binding; protein kinase inhibitor activity; double-stranded RNA binding
Source: RefSeq, a predicted model, not a curated record
AUGGCCGACGCCCCCCCAGCCAAACGCCUCAAAACAGCCACCUCCGCCAAAACCAAACACAACCUCUCCCCCACCUCCCUCCAAGCAGCAACCCUCUCAUCCCUCUUCGCAAACCCCGACAAGCCCAUCCCCCUCCCCACCGGCCCCCAAAAGAAACACCUCCCCCCGCCCCCAGAAAUAGUAACCAACGUCCAAGGCUCCUCCGCCGGCGCCGGAUCGGGCGAGUUUCACGUCUACAAAGCCGCCCGCCGCCGCGAAUAUGAACGACUCCGGCAAAUGGAAGAGGAAACCGCCGCUGAAAAGGCCCAGCGCGAGUUUGAGGAGGAACGACUAGAGAGGAUAAGAAAGGACGAGGAAAAGACGCGGAAGAACAGGGAGAAGAGGAAUAAGAAGAAGCAGAAUAAGGGGAAGGGAGGUGGGAAUAAAGGGGGGACGCCGCAGCCAACUACUACCGCGAGUGGGAAGGAGGGGGAUAAGAAAGGUGACGAUGGUGAUAAAGUGGCUGGAAAUGGGACAGAGAAGGGGGAUGCAAAGGAGUCGACAACACCACAACCACCCGCUGUACCAGUCGCUCAAGGGGUGGGGUUGGUCAUCUGCGAUGAUGAUUGA